AUGCAGGCCCCUAGGUCCAACCAGGAGGAACGACACAAUGCCGACCGCGGGGCGAGAGAGUUGUACCGCUACUACCAGCCGGUUGCCCAAACCGACGUGGUCCCGUCCUGGCUACCGGCGGGCGACGAGUUUCCGUUCUCUGCACCUUCUCGAAGCACCAUCACCCCACCAAUCUCCGAAGGACUAGGAUCAACCAGCACUGUCACCUCGCAACCGGCCACCUCCGCGAUCGGCUCUGACACCUUGAUUCUCGGGACUCAGAAUAGUACUCUGACCGCUUUUGCGCAACUCGCAGCUUUGCGCCUGAACGUGGAGAGGGUGAUGAUUGCUGUUCUAGAUCGUGACCGCCAACAUAUCAUUGCUGAAGCAACACAAUCACUCAAUUUAAACGAUCAUUCGGUUCAUAAUGAGGACCAAAAUGUUUGGUUGGGAGCCUCCGACACUCGCAAAUCAUGGAGCGUUUGCAAGGACACUGCUGCUUUACCUCCCAACAACCGCCAGACCGCAGAGUACAAGUUCCUGAUCGCGAACGACAUGACCGAACACGAAAGCUACCGCAAUCUCCAUUUCGUCGAAAACGAACCGAAAUUCCGGUUUUUCGCGGGAACGCCAUUGACCUCCAGGAACAAAAUCAACAUGGGAUGUUUCUUUGUGUUGGACAAGAAACCUCGGGACGGGUUGACACCGUUGGAGAAGGAUACGUUAGGGUCCUUGUCAAUGCUCGCCAUGGACUACAUGAAAGUCUGCAGACAAGCGUCAGAAGGACGCAGGGCGGCUCGACUUUCCCGUGGCUUGAGUUAUUUUGUUGAAGGAAGCUCCAGUUUCGUGGACAACAAUGAUCUUUCACGCACCGACAGCGUGGGGCCUCCGUCAGCUACUCCGCCAUCAUCUUACAAUCGCAUGAGUACAAUGGCGGGCACUCGGGAAAAUAGCGCGGAACAAGCCUCGCAAGCAGCCUCGGCCAGUCCUCCCAAUGAUCGAUCACUCAGCAACGAUGCUCGAUCUUUUACAUCCGUCCCCUCCGACUUGAAGCUGGACAGUGAUUCGAAGCCCGAUGACGACAGCAAAUCGGGAAGCAACUCCAAAUUGGGUAGCGGGUCGAAGAACGAAUCCGGAACUUCUGGCGUUGAAAGCUCUUUGCCAGAGUGGUUAACGAGCAGUAAUCGGAACCAGUUACCCCCCGAUGAUUCUCAGGGCAACUCGUGGGUUUUCCGCAGGGCCGCCAACUUGCUUCGGGAGAGCUUGGAUCUCAGCGGUGAAAGCGGCGUUAUUUUCCUGGAGGCCAACAACAACCCCAUGAUGGACGCUGAAACUGGAAGCGAUUGCUCGGAAGCCGGCGGACCAGCCCCCGUACUGUCUGUCUCCACGAACGAUGAACCCUUUGCUCCACAGGCCGGAUCGAUAGCCACAUGCCCAGCCGCCAGCUUGGAUCAAUCGUUCUUACAGACGCUCCUUCGGCGUUAUCCCAGAGGAAAGCUCUGGUCGUUCCACCGGGAUGGGCUCAUCUCGACAUCUGAUGACGACGACCAGGAACCGCAAGACAAUCACCUCCUCGGAACCAGUGCGAGCAGCCGGUCUCCUCCUAGCGAUGCACGUGACCCAAAACACUCGAAGCCCAUGCGUCGACGCAGGAAAGCCGGCGAGAAUUCCGUGCUCAAUCAGUAUUUCCCUGAUGCCACCCAGAUAAUGUUCGUACCGCUGUGGAAUGCCGUUGGUUCGCAGUGGUUUGCGGGAUGUUUCUGCUGGAGUACAGUCGAGACCCAGGUUUUCAACACGUCAGUCGAGCUUAGUUCCGUGCUCGGGUUUUCAUCGUCCAUUAUGGCUGAAUACAGCCGUGUGGAAUCUCUUAUCGCGGAUCGCCAGAAGGGUGAUUUCAUUGGAAGCAUUUCACACGAACUCCGUAGCCCACUUCAUGGCAUCCUGGCUGCGGCUGAAUUUUUAAAUAGCACGCAUCUGAAUGAAUUCCAGGAUUCAUUGCUGGAGACUGUCAACGCCUGUGGACGCACGCUGCUGGACACAAUGAACCAAGUGCUUGAUUUUAGCAAAGUCGUGUCAUUGGAGCGAACCUGGCGUACAUUGAAGCGCAAGAAAGAGACACCGCUCGAUUUAAUAGGAACGGACAAGUUGGCAUAUCACUUGGAUACCUAUGUCGCUACCGAUGUUGCCAUUCUCGCCGAAGAAGUCGUUGAAGGCAUUUGUCUUGGUCAUGCUUAUGGUCAGAGCUCUACCGCGUCGGCCGACUUGCCUGUCUUGAUGCCACACCAUCCGAAGUUACCGAACGUCUUGUCCAAAGUUGAGGUUGUUGUCGACGUUUCGUUCCGCGAUUGGGUCUACCGUACCCAACCUGGCGCUUUACGGCGUAUCAUCAUGAACCUUUUUGGCAAUGCCAUGAAAUACACAGAUUCUGGCCGUGUCACUUUGACACUGAGUGCCACUAGUCAGUCCGAAGGACGCUCGCGACGUCAGGGUCUCGAGGACUUGGUUACAUUGACGGUCGCAGACACGGGUAAGGGUAUCUCAGAAGAGUUCCUGCGUGGCAAGCUGUACACGCCUUUCGCCCAAGAGGACUCGCUCGCAGUGGGAACCGGAUUGGGUUUGUCUAUCGUUCGAAGCCUGGUCAAAGCAUUGAACGGAACCAUUCGCAUACGCAGCCGCCCUGGUGAGGGCACUGUUGUGCAUGUAUCCCUUCCUCUUGGGCGUCCCGUUGGCAAGGAAAGCCCGGCCAUAGAACCAUCUGGGCAGCUCAUGCAACAAAGAGAGCUCCUCACCCAAACCCUUUUGCUUCGCGAGGGUUAUCCCGGGAGACGGGCAGCGAUUUGGGGCAUUGACCCAACCAACGUCUUGCAAAAUCCCAACUGGGCCGAAAUCGCUCGUUAUUUCACGGAUUGGUACGAUAUUGAGAUUGUCCCGUGGUCAUGUGAAACUACAAUCGACAUUGUUCUCAUGGAUGAAGUCGACAUUCCGAAUUUCAUCAAAACCGAGCCCAUGGCUACCUUGCCCGCACUUCUCGUCCUGUGCCACAAGGCGGUGGAUUACAGUGGAGCUCGAUCUGAAUGGCUACCUCUUGCAGCGUCCGUCAACAUCAUCCGACGUCCAUGCGGACCACACAAGCUGGCCCGUAGCGUGAUGAGCUGCUUGAAACCUCUCGGCCCUUCGAGAUCCGCAACACCCUCUUCAGCUAGGCAACCUAUGAGCCUUCCUAUCCGGACAUCUUCUCUACCAUCUGCAAUUGCCUCUCCCAACAUGUCGGCCGCCGAUGUGAUGAGCGCACCUGAGCUCAAUGCCUCAAAUAUCGACGAUCCAGGAACUCGCGAUGUCUCCAUGCAGGUGUCACCGAUCCUAGGACCCUCGGUGAUCACCGCAGACCCAAAGGAAAUUGCGGAAGCUCCCUUGCCUGGACCGUUAUCGGAGGGCUCGGUUCCUUCUACACGGCUUGCGAGAGUGCUCGUCGUCGAUGACAACCGGAUCAAUCUCAAUCUUAUGAUGACAUUCCUCAAGAAACGUCAACUCGUCGCUCUCGACGGUGCCGAGAAUGGAAGAUUGGCAGUUGAGGCAGUUGAGCGUUUACAGCAUGGCUAUGACAUCAUUUUCAUGGAUAUGUCUAUGCCCGUCAUGAAUGGCUUUGAAGCCACUCGUGCCAUUCGCUCGUUAGAGAAGGAUUCAGAUGGUCGCAAGCCAGCUAUCAUCAUUGCGCUGACAGGACUCAGCAGCUCGCGCGACGAGUCUGAUGCUCUGGCUUCUGGUGUGGAUCUGUUCUUGACGAAGCCCGUGUCUUUCAGAGAAGUGUCACGGCUUUUGGACGAGUGGGAACGGGAUGGCAUGGAGCUGGAGCGGAGCAAUGCUUCAUGA
Molecule: messenger RNA, 3849 nt
Organism: Penicillium brevicompactum
Lineage: Eukaryota; Fungi; Ascomycota; Eurotiomycetes; Eurotiales; Aspergillaceae
Exons: 3
Coding region: 1-3849 (1282 amino acids)
Biological process (GO): phosphorelay signal transduction system; protein autophosphorylation
Molecular function (GO): phosphorelay sensor kinase activity; histidine phosphotransfer kinase activity
Source: RefSeq, a predicted model, not a curated record